AGUUUCUUGAUUGUGUCCUGUGUUACAGGUUAAUGUGUAACUUUUGUAGUUUCCUUUUGAUUUAAAUUUUAGUUAAAAUUAAAUGAACAAUAAUGCUAUUUUGAAAAAUAUUGUGCACUUGGUCUCGGUGUUUUAAGGAGGUGAAGAAAUGCCGGUCCGCGAGGGGGUGGGGAAGUCGCUGGUGGGAGCCAUUGAUGAUGGGACCAAGACUGUCAGAUUUGUUAUAUACGAAGCAGAACAGUCAGAAGAAUUGGUAGCUCAUCAGCUGGAUAAGACGGAGCUGCAGCCGCAGGAAGGCUGGUACGAGCAGGAUCCAUUAGAAAUUUUGCAUCACAUCAGGGAGUGUGCAGAAAACGCGAUCGACCAGCUCAUUGAAAUAGGAUAUUCCAAAGAUGAUUUAGUGUCAAUUGGUAUUACAAAUCAGAGAGAGACAACAAUCGCCUGGGAUAAAUUUACUGGUGAACCACUCCAUCCUGCCAUAGCAUGGAACGACAUACGCACAGACAGCACAGUCGAUGCAAUACUCGCAAAAGUGCCGGAUAGGAACAAGAACUAUCUAAAAAACAUAUGCGGUCUACCCAUCAGCCCCUACUUCAGCGCUCUCAAGAUGAGGUGGUUGAAGGAUAAUAUAAAAGCCGUGAGACGGGCCAGUAGAGAUAAGCGGCUUAUGUUCGGUACUGUUGACUCGUGGAUUGUAUGGAACCUUACCGGCGGGCCACGCGGAGGUCUGCAUAUAACCGAUGUUACGAACGCGUCUAGGACUUUGCUGAUGAACUUGGAGACUUUGAAUUGGGACCCUGUGUUGUGUAGAUUGUUUGGCAUCCAUAGAGAGUCUCUACCACAAAUAAGAAGUUGCUCGGAAAUAUAUGGUAUAGUUAGUGAUGGAUCAGUUCUAGAUGGCAUUCGGAUAUCCGGGAUACUAGGCAACCAGCAAGCAGCGCUGGUGGGUCAAAACUGCCUUCAAGCCGGCCAAGCGAAGAACACGUAUAGGAGCGGGUGCUUCCUCUUAUACAACACUGGUACGCGACGGGUGCAAUCGACCCAUGGCCUGUUGACCACUGUUGCAUACAAGCUGGGACCAAAUGCGCCUGCAGUUUACGCCUUAGAAGGCGCGAUAGCAGUAGCUGGUGGUGCGAUGAAGUUCCUUCGUGAUAAUCUGAAAUUGAUUAAGGACGUGGCCCAAGAUACGGAGCAUAUGGCAGGACAGGUUUUCUCAACGGGCGAUGUGUAUUUUGUACCCGCGCUCAGUGGAUUGUAUGCGCCCUAUUGGAGGAAGGAUGCUAGAGGAAUAAUCUGUGGUCUCACUGCGUUCACUACAAAGAACCACAUCAUUCGGGCUGCGCUGGAAGCCGUCUGUUUUCAGACUAGAGAUAUAUUAGAAGCGAUGAACAAGGAUUGUGGUAUGCCGCUGUCAAAACUCAGCGUUGACGGGAAAAUGACGUCUAACGAUCUGUUAAUGCAGUUGCAGACAGAUCUUAUUGGCAUUCCUGUCUUGCGUGCACACACUUGGGACAUGUCGGCGUUGGGCGUGGCUAUAAUGGCUGGAAAUUCGGUUGGAGUUUGGAGUUGCGAGCGAUGGAAGCAACAUGCCACGCGCACUGAUACAUUCCUUCCUACCACCACAGAUGAUGAUCGUGACGCGAGGUAUACGAAAUGGAAAAUGGCCGUGCAGCGCUCACUCGGAUGGGCGACCACAAAGAAAUCCAUCGCAAUGACAGAGGAAAGAUACAGGCUGUUAGCCUCUAUUCCCGCCACGGUCUACCUGAUUGGUAGUUUUGCGAUGCUAGUCGUAUCUUCUGUGCUCAAAAAUAGGUGAUAAGUUAGUAAAUUAUUUUGUCAUUUCCCCUUUGACAUACCACUGUUUUUAUGUUUGUGAUUUUCACAGUUUUAGAUAAGCAAAAGAUAAUUUAAUCAAAAUGUUUUUAAAAGACCUUGUUUUUAGUAAAUUAUUAUAUUAUAACGAAAUAAGGAAUUCCUAUGUGUGGCUUGUGAUUUUUAAUUUAAAGUUGAUAUUUGUAAUGCUUAAAUGUUUUUAAUUGGUUUAAUGUAUAUUAUGUGAAACACCUAUUUUUCAAUCUAUUAACAAAACAUCGCGCAUUUGUAAGAAUAUAAUGUGUUAAGAAUAUCAGUUUUCUUUUUGGUUUGAAGUAUAGGUUUUAAGUUCAAAAAUAACAUAAUUCGGUUGUUAUAUACUAUUGUAUUUCACAUAUGGACUUUGUAACUGAGCAUUAACAAUAACUUUGGUUGCUUAGCAUAAAGAGUUACUUUGAUUUCUAGAAACCCAAAUAUAUUGUAGAUAAUAAGUCACAUUGUAAAAAAAUUUAAACAGGCAACAUUUCUAGUUAUAAUUGGUAAACUUUUUAACCUUUUCCACCACUAUUGAAUAUUUGUUGUAUCAGAUACAUUAUAAAGUUUUUAUUGCUAGUAAGAACUGGGAAUUUUUUUGUUUUUCUUUAACACUGCUAGCGAAUUUAAUUUUAUAAUAAUAUAUCUGACAGUGAGAUUUAAUAUGCAUUUUGUAAUAACCGAUUAUUCAUGUCCUGUUCAUAAUCUGAUAAUGUACUAAUUGACAGAGAGUUUACGUUUACAGUCAGAUUUAGACAUUGAACGGGAAGUUUGACUGGAGUAAAUCAAAAACUAAUACGUUUUUUGAUACACUAAGCACUAAGACUCGAUUUUGAAUCCUAAGCAGAAUUCAGUAGCUCCGAAAUUUGUGUUUUAAAGCAUUUAAUUUUAUAUUAUAUAUAUAGGUUAUAAGUGAAACUGUUUAAUCAUCAUGUAAUCAAUUUGUAUUUUAAGAUCAUUGUAGAUUUAUAGGUUUUAUGUAUUGAAAAGACUUUUUUAUUAUACGAAAUGACACUUAUAAUCAAUUAAUUAAUUAUUAGUAGUAGUGACCCUAUCGUAGAUUCAUGUUUCUUUAUAUUGGCAACAUUGUAUUAUGUUUGUUUAUGGCCAGUGAUCAUAUUUACGAUAAGGCGCGUCAGUUUGACAUUGCGACUAUGAGUACACCAUUGACACUUGACUGUUUUGGCGCCAAAAACUUUAUCAUCAAAGCACACAAAUUUUGUAAAAUUAAUUAAUUAAUGUUUAAUAAAAAACAAUACUAAUGCAAUUUUUAGUAGCGUAUGUAAAAUUACGUACAAAUACAUGUUUUUAAAUGUUAGUGUCAAUAUUUUUCCAUUUUAGGACCAUUUAUGUGUAUAUGUAAUAUUGCCAUUCCUAUAAACGCAUGUGAGAAAUAGUCCUUUUCUAACGACAUCUCAUUCUCUUGUAUGAGUCAAUUAAACAUAAUUUGUUACGACUUUUUAUCUUCACAUGUAAUAUGCCUUGUGUUAAGAAGUAUAUUAAAAAUGAAUAACUUUUAAAAUUUAUAAGUUUUUUCUUGAAAGGCCAUUUCAUUGUCAAAUAUUCCUGGGUCCAUAACAUUUUUAAGGCAUUUAGUAUAGAAACGUAAGUUCCACUAUGUGAUAUUAUAAUUUUUAUUAGUUUAUACCUCUUAAAUACUUUGUUUGAUAAUUUUACUGCAUUAUUUUGGUGGAAAUUGAAUGAUGCUAUGUUGUUUGACGUGAAUUCUAUCCUACAAUUACAGAUUUAUAUGGUUGUCUAAUCAUGUAAAUAUGAAUUUUCUAUUUGAUUUAAUUGUUAUAUAAUGCUUAAUAAAGGAUUGUUGGUUAUUUAAUAA
Molecule: messenger RNA, 3682 nt
Organism: Pieris rapae (cabbage white)
Lineage: Eukaryota; Metazoa; Arthropoda; Insecta; Lepidoptera; Pieridae
Gene: Gk2
Product: glycerol kinase
Exons: 14
Coding region: 149-1816 (555 amino acids)
Biological process (GO): glycerol-3-phosphate biosynthetic process; triglyceride metabolic process; glycerol metabolic process
Cellular component (GO): mitochondrion
Molecular function (GO): glycerol kinase activity
Source: RefSeq, a predicted model, not a curated record